This is a messenger RNA of Oncorhynchus nerka (sockeye salmon), 1976 nucleotides long. RefSeq names its product tryptophanyl-tRNA synthetase 1 (gene wars1). The coding region runs from base 122 to 1543 and encodes 473 amino acids. NCBI's taxonomy places the organism in Eukaryota, Metazoa, Chordata, Actinopteri, Salmoniformes, Salmonidae. The record is from RefSeq and is a predicted model, not a curated record. Gene Ontology annotation, molecular function: ATP binding; tryptophan-tRNA ligase activity. The transcript has 11 exons. Gene Ontology annotation, biological process: tryptophanyl-tRNA aminoacylation. Gene Ontology annotation, cellular component: cytoplasm.
CUUGUUUGUUAGGGGAUACAUUUGCCCUGAACACUUCCCAGGCAACAAGCAGGCUGAUGCAAGUGGAAUGAGUUGAUUUUACCGGCGUCAUAGAAUCUGAAAGGUCCUGACCAAGUUGAAGAUGACAGACUGUCUGGGAGACGGGGCUGGGGAUAUGACCCCAAUGGACCUAUAUGAGAAACUAACAUCACAAGGAGACACAGUCCGAACUCUGAAAACUGAAAAGGCUGCAAAAGCUGAUAUUGACGCUGCUGUACAGUUGCUGCUGAAGCUAAAAGUGGACUACAAGCAGGUAACAGGUCAGGACUACAAGACUGGAUGUCCACCCUCAGAAUGCGUUGUUUCACAAGACAACGGGCCAGCUGCAGAUGGGGAGGACAUGGUCGACCCCUGGAACGUCUCCACCACCAACGCCAAAGGAGUGGACUACGACAAGCUGAUAGUGAGGUUUGGCAGUAGCAAGAUUGACCAAGAGCUGGUGGACAGAAUAGAGAGAGUCUCGGGACAGAAGGCACACCGGUUUUUACGCAGGGGAAUCUUCUUCUCUCACAGAGAUAUGCACCAGGUUCUGGACGCGUAUGAGAAGAACAAGUCUUUCUACCUCUACACGGGCAGAGGACCCUCCUCAGAUGCCUUGCACAUGGGCCACCUCAUCCCUUUCAUCUUUACAAAAUGGCUGCAGGACACGUUUGACAUCCCGCUGGUGAUCCAGCUGACGGAUGAUGAGAAGUACCUGUGGAAGGACCUGUCCCUGGAGGACUGUCACCGUUACACUAUGGAGAACGCCAAGGACAUCAUCGCCUGCGGCUUCGACAUCAACAAGACCUUCAUCUUCUCUGAUCUGGACUACAUGGGGGCGUCCCCAGACUUCUACAGGAAUGUGGUGAAAGUACAGAAGCAUGUGACUUUCAACCAGGUCAAAGGCAUUUUUGGAUUUGGCGACAGUGACUGCAUCGGAAAGAUUGCCUUCCCCGCAAUCCAGGCCGCUCCGUCGUUCAGUAGCUCUUUCCCUCAGAUCUUCAAGGGCAGAAAAGAUGUCCAGUGUCUCAUUCCCUGUGCCAUAGACCAGGACCCUUACUUCCGGAUGACCCGGGAUGUGGCCCCCAGGAUCGGCUACCCCAAGCCUGCCCUGUUGCACUCUACCUUCUUUCCAGCACUGCAGGGGGCCCAGACCAAGAUGUCCGCCAGUGACGCCAACUCCUCCAUCUUCCUCACAGACACGCCCAAGCAGAUCAAAAAUAAGGUGAACAAGCACGCCUUCUCCGGGGGGAAAGACACGGUAGAGGAGCACAGGAAAUAUGGCGGCAACCCCGAUGUGGACGUGUCCUUUAUGUACCUGACCUUCUUCCUGGAGGACGACGAGCAGCUGGAGAAAAUCCGACAGGACUACGCCAGUGGAGCCCUGCUAACCGGUGAGCUGAAGAAGCAUCUGAUAGAGACCCUGCAGCCAAUAAUCACAUCCCAUCAAGAGAGACGCAAGCAGGUCACAGAAGAGACCGUCAAGCAGUUCAUGACCCCGAGACCUCUAAAUUACAGUUUCUAGCCCGUGCAUAGCCAGUUUUAUUCAUGUGCUAAGUCCUGACACAAUGUUGGAGGUCGUUCAGGUCAAAACUCAGCAGGGGAGUGUUCAGCAGAGCACAACGUUCAGAUAUAAAUAUCUUUUGUAGAAUAGAUAUGCCUCUGACAUGUAGAAUAAUAAAGGAAUCGUUUCUAUUCUAUUCAUGACAUUUCUAUCUGCAACGUUCCACAACCUCCUACUGGAUGUGGCCCAGGUCUCAUCACAUGCGCCGUACUAGAAACAUGAAACUUAAAUGUGUCAAUGACAUAUCCCCAUGCUGAGCAGUUCGUGUCUAAUGAUUAACCAACUAUGAUAUGGCUUCACAUCAAAGUUACCAAGCAUUGACAAAGGAAGUCUUAUUUUGGUUUGUGCUAACAGCAAUACCAUUGGAUGAAUAAAAUAAUGUCUGUCUUGUGAA